AAGUGAAAGGAAAGUGUAAUAAAAUGGCGCGCAUAAUUAUAACCACAGACAUAUUAUAACUAAAAACAAAGAUUCUUCUCUCUGCAUGUCUCUGUUAAAAAUGAGAAGUGGAUAAUAUUACACAAUUAAAGAACGGGUUGAUAAAAGAUUGAUGCAAAAAUUAUAAAUAUUUUUAUAUUUUAUUACUUGAAUCUUGGUGAACAUGCCUUUAAUAAGGAAACCCAUGCGAUAUGCUCAUCAAGAAGGGCACACUGAUGUUUGCUAUUAUUCAGGCGAAAAGAGAGGUCUUAUCACUUGUGGAUGUGAUGGGGAUGUUAGAUCCUGGUUAAAUUUGAUGGAUGAUGAUCCAGCUACUAGUUGCAUCUCAGAACAAGCAAUUACUGCUAUUUCAAAAGAUGGUAAAAUUUUUGUAGGUAAUGACAAUAAUACAGUACAAAUACUUACUUAUCCUGAUUUGGAGAAGGAAGGAAUAGUUACUAGAUUUUCAGCACCAGUCUCAGCUUUAGCAACAGCAAAAGAUAGUAAUUUGAUAGUAUCUGGUGCCUGUGAUAUGCGAAUACAUGUGACAAAUGUUAAUACAUCAGACAGUACAGAACUAGAGGGUCAUACUGCACCUAUUUUAGGCUUGUCUCUAGACCCAAAGGAAGAAUUUGUGGCAUCUUCUAGUGCAGAUGGAUCUAUUCGAGUAUGGAAUAUUAAGGAAAAGCGAACUGUACAUGCUUGGAAUAAUAUUGUACCAAAAUGUAAUUCUUUUUUUACCGCUAAAUCAUAUUGCACGCCUUCUUUUAAAUGUACAGAUGGUAGUUGCCUGGCAUAUCCAUCUAACAAAGAUGUAGUUGUAGUGGAGAGAUUAUCCUGGAAGGAAUUGUGUAGAUUGAAAUCCCCUACUUUAAAGACUGAGCUUAACAUUUGCAAAUUUUCUGAAUGCGGUACACGCAUUGCCGCUAGUUCACUAUAUGGAGAGAUAAUUGUUUGGAAUAUAGAAACUAAGGAAGUGAUUGGAUAUCUCGAACAUGAACAAGAUACCAAAAUCACUGCAUUAGUAUGGCACAUAGAUCAUCCCAAUGAGAUUGCAUUCUGCGAUGCAUUGGGAAAACUGGGAUGUAUCGAUGUGAUAAGUUCUAAUAACCCUGAAAAUGAGGCAAUUAUGGAUUCAGAAAAAAAUGAAGAUGUAAUGGAAAAUGAUCUUGCUUUAUUAGGCAAUGAUGAUGAUGAUGAUGGAGAAAAUGUGAUAUCUUUAAACAAUAUUAAGGCUUCCGUCAAUUUAGAAGACGAUCAAAAAAGCCAUUCUGAUGCAAGCUCUGAAAAACUUCCAUACAAUACUAAAGCUCUUAUGCCCAAUGUAAAAUUGCAAUCACCUUUCCAACCAGGAUCAACACCUUCUCAUUUAUUAUCGUAUUUCAUGAUGUGGAAUGAUGUGGGAAUGGUUAGAUGUUUUACAUCAGAGGAUGAGGAAAACUCCAGUAUCGAGGUGGAGUUUCAUGAUACUGCGGUUCAUCGUAGUAUGCAUAUAAAUAAUUAUUUACGGCAUUCUAUAGCUGCCCUAUCCACUCAAGCACUUGCUCUAAGUUGCCCAGCUUCUGAUAAUGGCCCUAGUAAAAUUGUUGUGAUAGUUUUGCAAGGUUGGGGUUCUGGAAAUAAAGAGUGGUCUCUGGAUCUGCCAGAAGGGGAAGAAAGCGAAUGUCUAGCAGCUGGUGAUAAUUUUGUGGCGAUAGCAACAUCUAGAAGAAAUUUAAGAAUAUUUAUGAUAGGAGGAACACAACGUGAAAUUAUAGCUUUGCCUGGACCUGUAGUUGCAAUGAAUGGUUUAGGAAAUCGUCUUUUGGUAGCUUAUCAUGCUGGAAUUGGUCCGGCAGGUGAUCAGAAUAUAAAUCUAUUAUGGAUACAAAUACAGGGAGCACAUUUGCGCAGUCAAACUUUAACAGUUCCACUUUCGCCAACAUCGGAUCUCAUGUGGUUGGGACUAUCAGAUGCUCAUUCUCCCAUUAUAAUGGAUUCCGAUGAUAUUGUCAGAAUAUACAAUAAGAGAUCUUGUCAAUGGAGAGUGCUCUGUGAUACAAAUAUACAGGAUAAGGGUAAAGCAGAUCAUUAUUUCGUAAUCGGGGUGAGUGAACGAGAACGAAAUAUGCGGUGUAUCCUCUGCAAAGGUAGUUAUUAUCCACCGACAAUUCCGCUGCCAAUAAUCACCGAGGUAUCUUUUUCUGCACCUCUUUGUGAACCAGAAUCUGAGAAGACUAAGGAAGAACGUAAAUUGUGGGAGAUAGGAAGCAAUCCGUCAGAUGAAGCUGAAGCACUAUUAACUCUAAUAGCACUUGCCUGCAGGAGCAAUUUGGAAUAUCGCGCAGUGGACAUUUGCGAACAAAUUGCAUCAACAAAAGUGAUAGAUUUAGCCAUACGGUAUGCUCUGCGUGUGUCUAAAACAGCAUUGGCAAAGAAAUUGGAAACGAUUGCUGAUGCAAAAUCUGAUUCUAAGGAUUCAAAAGAAGAAGAAGAAGAGAUGGAAAAUCACCAAGACAAUUUUACAAGCAAUGGUGAUUUUAGUAUUAAUAAUCAAGAGGACAAUGAGGUGCUUUUACCAUCUAUUAAAAAACCCGAGGUAGAGAUUAAGCCACUAGCCAUGAGUCAAACAUUUAAAAGAGUGAAUCCAUUUUUAAAAGCCGGAAAUUCGUCUUUAUCACCAAGAGGUUUAGCUGGUUUGAACAGCUUACCAGAAAAACCCCAGAAAUCUGUAAAAACUGUGCCUGUUAAACCAAAAUCAAAGACUGAACCUAGGAAAGAGUCAUUUGUUACUUGGUACGCCAAACAUAGAAAAGAUCUGCAGGAAGAAUUUCCUGAAGUAAAUGUCGUCGAAUUAACUAAAAUUGGUUUAACACGGUACAAAGAGACGACAUCGAAAUCGGAUAACGCGGAUAACGUGGUUGAAUCUUCAGAACUCAACAAGAAACGGAAAUUAUCGAGUCUCAUACCACUGGACCCUAUUCAAGAGGCCAUGGGUUCUAUGGGCCCGUGGCACAUUGUGAUUGUGGUGGCACUCUCUCUCGUCAAAUUUCCAGUAGCUUGGCAUCAACUUUCCAUCGUAUUUCUUGCACCACCUACCAAUUUUUCAUGCGUUGCGCCGUUAUCAGUGACUAAUGACGUGAUAAUGAAAUGUGAAAUUGAUGUCGGGAACGGUACUAUAGAAAAAUGCACAGGUUUCAAAUACGAUAAACAUACUUUUCGAGAGAGCAUUAUAACACAGUGGAAUUUAGUAUGUGAUAGAGAACAACUGGCAAAUUUUGCACAAUCUUGCACAAUGUUCGGUGUCCUUAUUGGCAAUUUAAUUUUUAGUAUAAUGGCCGACAGAAUUGGACGAAAGAAACCAUUGAUGAUUGCACUCGCGUUGCAAUCGGUAACUGGAUUUGCGAGUGCAUUCGCACCAUGGUACGAAUUAUUUUUAGUACUGAAAUUCAUAUGUGCUGUAGCUACUGGUGGAACGAUGCUCGUUGGUUUUGUUAUACUUAUGGAGAUUGUUGGAAUUGAAUGGCGGUCGAUCAUGUCGGUUCUGUUCCACGUGCCGUUUCUACUUGGACACUUAAUGAAUCCCUUAAUAUCUUACUUGACACGCACAUGGUCUCGUUUUCAAAUGGCUGUCUCGAUACCAUCAAUUUUUUUACUGACGUAUUAUUGGAUUAUUCCAGAAUCACCGAGAUGGUUACUGGCCAUGGGCAAGCCGAGACAAGCAGAACGGAUUUUGCUGAAAGCUGCCGGACGAAACAAGAUACCGGUGGAGAAUGUGAAACUAGCCCUUGAAACUCAUGAGAGCCAAGCAGCAAUUCGAGCCACGAAAAGCAAGGAAAAAUAUAAUAUCACGCAUUUAUUUAGAACUCCGAAUCUGAGGCUGAAGACUAUAUGCGUGAGCUUCAACUGGUUCGUUUGCGGUAUCUGUUUCUUCGGAUUAGCGCAAUAUAUGGGUCAUCUCGACGGCGAUAUAUUUAUCAAUGUUGCAGUUUCUGCUGCCAUGGAACUACCUGGGACUGUGAUAGUUCUGUUUCUGAUAUCACGAGUUUCUCGUUUAAAAAUCUUGAUAGGAGGACAUAUCUUGUCCGGUAUUAGCUUACUUUUGAUAACUCUGAUCACCAAUGCAAGCGCCCGGAUAUUUUUAGCCUCGCUAGGCCUUGUGGGUAUGGCAAUCAGUUUUCCUACGAUAUAUUUGUACAGCGGUGAAGUAUUUCCGACUGUCGUGAGAAAUAUUGGCAUUGGCUUGGGAAGUAUUUCCGCCAGGAUUGGCAGUAUAAUCGCACCGUACAUUGCCACAAUGGGAACUAUUCAACCUUGGCUGCCUCCGGUAAUAUUCGCCAUAGGACCAAUACUAGGCGCUGUACUCUGUUUACUCUUACCAGAAACGAUGAACUGCGAAUUACCAGAAACAAUAGAAGAUGGCGAAAACUUCGGAAAAAAAAAACCUAAAGCAAGUACAUCGACGUAAUUCAAUGCAAAAUAUGCAUUGAAUUGUACAAUAAUUGUUAUAACUGUAAUUCGAAUAUCAUACACAGAAAUAUAACAAUGUUAUUCAGUUCAA
This is a messenger RNA of Formica exsecta, 4558 nucleotides long. RefSeq names its product WD repeat and HMG-box DNA-binding protein 1-like. The transcript has 22 exons. Lineage: Eukaryota; Metazoa; Arthropoda; Insecta; Hymenoptera; Formicidae. Gene Ontology annotation, molecular function: transmembrane transporter activity; protein binding; chromatin binding. Gene Ontology annotation, cellular component: nuclear replication fork; membrane. The coding region runs from base 203 to 4465 and encodes 1420 amino acids. Gene Ontology annotation, biological process: DNA repair; mitotic cell cycle; DNA-templated DNA replication. The record is from RefSeq and is a predicted model, not a curated record.